AGAACAGACAAAUAGGCCCUAAUUCCACUACCGGGAGACGCCGCACUUGCUGACCAGUUCAAAAAGUCUAAAUGUCGCCACCAGCAAUCUGCCGUGUUGAACGUCCUCACAUGAUAUCAAAAAGAUCAGCCCACCGUCACCUGAUCAAAUUAUAUAUCCCAACCUAUAUCUGGGUACGCACUCUUGACAGGCCAUACACGGUCGUUGUGCCAUAUUUUGCAGAGAAAUGCUGGACAAGCAACACCAUCUCAAACUAUGGCGCCAAAAACCAACACUACAACCGCCAAAACCCCCCCCGAUCUUCCUCACACAACCGUAAUCCGCCUCGCAUUCACAUAUUUCGGCGUUGUCUUUUCCACCGGCUUCCUCUUCGGCACCCUCCGCCAACUCUACAUCAUCCCCACGUACCAUCUCCCCUCAUCCAACACCGAAAUCAUUGAGGCACCACUCAUGUUCAUCGCUGUUAUUGUUUGGGCGAAUUGGCUAGUCAACCACUACAAGAUCCCCGCCAGGGCAACUGUGAGACUGGCAGUUGGACUACUGGGCCUGGGAGUUAUGGCUUGUGUGGAAUUCAUGGGGAGUAGAUUUGUAGGAGAGCGGGGUCCUGUAGAGGAAGGUGAGGAGGAGGAAUGGGCUGGGGUAGCUAGAGCGCUGUAUUUGUUUGACUUGAUGGUGUUUGGGAUCAUGCCUUGGAUUCUGAUGUUGAUGGAAAAGGGGCGGGGGAAGCAGAAGGCAGAGUAACUGGCUUGCAGAGGAAAUUCGAUAACAAUUUGAUCUGUAGACCCCAUCAUCCACUUGAGCUCAAAAUCCUUGAUAAAUAGAGUGACAAGAAUAACUCGUCCCUUCCAUUAUAGUCUGCAGUUCUGUAAAGACCUCAUCGUCUGUCAAUGCAUCAAUGCGUGUCAACACUUCUUUUGGCGAACGAGAGAAGGUCCGGUGAGUGAUGCGAAUAUACCGCGGAGGUCACAUAAAGUGAGGUUGUCAUGUAGAUGUAGAAAG
Messenger RNA from Ilyonectria robusta, 999 nucleotides. RefSeq lists its product as uncharacterized. Bases 256 to 741 code for a protein of 161 amino acids. The record is from RefSeq and is a predicted model, not a curated record. The transcript has a single exon. Lineage: Eukaryota; Fungi; Ascomycota; Sordariomycetes; Hypocreales; Nectriaceae.